UUUCUCACCACACUUCUUCCCUUUCACCUUCUCUCUGCAACUUCUUCAUCUCCUUCUCUCUCUCUAAAUUCAUCAAUUCUCUUCUCUCAAUCUUCAUUCACGUUUACCCCCACCAAAACUUCACCCAACACACACAACCACACGCACUCGGCGUUUCAUGCACUCAAUUCGAUUCCACAUCGUCGGAAUUCACCAAACGAUGUGACGUCGCCGCCGAUCUCCAAACACGAUUUGCAUCUGCUGAUAACAAUCCAAUACUUUUUCGUUGAAAUCGGCGCUCAAAUCCGAUCGUUGCUUGCUGCUAUGGCUUCCACUGCCCCUGCUAAAUCUCAGCCGCUGCACAAUUUUACGCUGCCGCAUCUAAAAUGGAACAAGGACCGAAACUCCAACGGCCAACACCAGCGCCGCCGCUCCGUCAAAUCUCCGUCGCGCCGGCCGAAUAUCUCCUCCGCAUCUCCCAUCCGCCAGCCUCCGUUGCGAGAUUCCGUGUCGGCGACUCCGCCUCGGCACCAGUCCCCUUUCCGCGACUCCGCCGCGGCGGCGGCGGCUUCAUCACCUCGCCGGUCUCCCGUCCAUGGGGAUUACUUGGGGAAACGGUCUCCUUCUCCUGGAGAAUCAUCCAAGCCGAGGGGGAAACACUCGCCUACCGGCGCUGAUCCGGCGAGGCAUUUGCCGAGGCAUGAAUCGCCGCCACAGCCUGAAGCUUCCGGCAAGGGAAAAGGCGGCUGUGUAGAGCAUCGGAGACAUCACUCAAAUAAUUUGGCGUUGGACGGUGCGAGGAACGGGCAUCAUUCAACAAAUUCAGAGCACUCCUCUCACAAAUCGGAGCAUAAAUCAAAGGCGAAAGAAGUCGAUGCGGCUGGAAUCAAGAGAUCGAAAAUCCUAAUCAAAAUUCCUUGCAAAACCAGCAAAACGGAGGAAGAAAAUCCGCAAGAAGAGCCGCUGAAGGCAGAGAAAAGCGACGAGCACGAUUGCAGCGGCGAAGCGCAAGAAGAGGAGAAGAUCGGUAACAAUAUCACCGAUGAAGAAACGAAGACGUGGAAUUUAAGGCCUCGGAAGCCUCUAUACAAGAGCGGAGGUCCGGUGAAGAGUAACGGUCCGGCGAUGCCGGAGAGGAGCAAAGCGCAGUCGCCGUUGAGGAGCCUGAACAAUAGAUCGGGGGAAAACGAGGGCGGUAAUGGUGGGAAGAAGGAGAAGAGGAAGCUGAGCGUCUUUAUCCCUCUAACGAAGGAUGAGAUUGAGGAGGAUAUUUUUGCGCUGACAGGAUCAAAGCCGGCAAGGAGGCCCAAGAAGAGAGCGAAGAACAUACAGAAACAAGUAGAUGUUUGUUUUCCUGGAUUAUGGCUGGUAUCGAUAACUGCGGAUUCAUACAAGGUCUCUGAGAAUUCUAUGAAGGGCUAGAGGCAGUUUCUGGAAGCUCUAAGCUGCUUUGCUUCCAACUUUUUUUUUCUUCUGGGGGAUGGUAUUUGGAGGUAUAGUCUGCAGUUACUUGUACUAUUUCAGAGGAAGAGCUAGUGCUGAUUUAGGGUUUAGCUUUGCCAGUUUCUUUCUACUUUUUUUCUUUCCUUUGUUUCCCCUCUUCAAUCUGCUGAUCUCCAAGAAUUGAGAGAUGGGUGAUAGUUCUAUUUAGCAUCAGUUGCAGAUGUAAAUAUGAAUUUCUAGAUCUUUUAGAUUUCCCUGUUCAGUUCUGGCGACUCAAUUGGUUUUGAUUCAUUUUUGUUUUAAAUGAAUAAUCACUGGUUUGGGUUUUUCUCUGUAUACAUUAUUAUAGUUGAAAAUUCAUGUCUUUUUGUUCUGUUGCAGUUCUUGACUCAUGAAUCUUGACAGUUUUAUACAUCUCAAAUAUUUUCAUUCUUCUCAAUGAGAAUUUCUAGCCUGGUGGCAUUUGAUUUGAAGAACACCAUGUUUACACUAUGUGGUGGCACUUGAUGAAGCUGCUAAAUAACUUUUUAUACCCUAAUGAAGAAGAAUUACAGUGAAGGGGAGAUCCUAAAGAUGGUAAGUUUCUUUAUUAAGUUUUUUUUAUGAAAGAUGCUUCAACUAGAAGCUGUGAUGAAGAAAGAGUGGUGAUGGUGGUAUGCGUCCAGGGUUUGUGAAGUAGACACAAAGUUGGAUCUUUGCCACUUGUUUUUGUUCUAUCCUUUGGUGUAUGUAUGGCUGGAAUUUGAAUUUGGUGAGAAGAGAAAAAAAAAAGAAAAAGAGCUUCAUAUCUGUUGCUGGGGAGAAUGAGUUGAUGCUCUGCAUUUGGUGCGUGCAUUGCUUGGAUUAUGGUAAUAUAAAAUUGUGCAGAAUGUGGAAAUUGAAGAUGAAAGAAAGGCUUAUACUAACUAUGGCAACUAUGUAUUGGUUGGCUUGACUUUUCUAUUGAAUUGAAUUGGUCUCAUCCUUUUCGUAUAUAUUUGAUCAAAACUUGAUUAUGUAUGUA
Salvia splendens (bonfire salvia) is the source of this 2425-nucleotide messenger RNA. RefSeq names its product serine/arginine repetitive matrix protein 1. The record is from RefSeq and is a predicted model, not a curated record. Lineage: Eukaryota; Viridiplantae; Streptophyta; Magnoliopsida; Lamiales; Lamiaceae. The coding region runs from base 304 to 1401 and encodes 365 amino acids. The transcript has 3 exons.